This is a messenger RNA of Anoplophora glabripennis (Asian longhorned beetle), 1086 nucleotides long. Its product is annotated as dual specificity protein phosphatase MPK-4. Gene Ontology annotation, cellular component: nucleus. The coding region runs from base 125 to 1042 and encodes 305 amino acids. The record is from RefSeq and is a predicted model, not a curated record. NCBI's taxonomy places the organism in Eukaryota, Metazoa, Arthropoda, Insecta, Coleoptera, Cerambycidae. Gene Ontology annotation, biological process: protein dephosphorylation. Gene Ontology annotation, molecular function: protein tyrosine/serine/threonine phosphatase activity. The transcript is spliced from 2 exons.
AUAGUAUAUAGAUCUAUGACAAAAGACAAAAGUACAUUUCUAAGAAAACAAUAAUCUGUGUUGCUGUGAAAGUGAAAACAAUGAUUACUUAAAUUUACAGAAAUAUUAUUCUCUGAGGAAUAAAAUGGAUAUUUUACAUAGAGCUAAUUUUUCUUUAGGUCCUAUUAGUAUUGAUCUCAUUGAAAAUAACUUAUAUCUUGGUGGAUUAGUUGCAGCAAAAGAUAUUAAUACAUUAAAUAAGUAUAGAAUAACCCAUAUAAUAACUAUUGAUACCUGCCCGUUACCUCGUAAUAUAUUGGAAUUAAAACAUAUCACUACAAAAUACAUUCAGUUAUCAGAUCAACCAAAGGAAGACCUUCUGUCACAUUUUGAUGAGACGGACAGAUUUAUAAAGGAAGGAGUGUCGAAAGGUGCUGUAUUAGUACAUUGCUACUUUGGCGUUUCAAGAAGUGCCACUGUAGUGAUAGCCUAUGUUAUGAAAAAAUAUCAGUUGACAUACCAUGAAGCAUUUGAACGAGUUAAAGCUAGAAGAAGUAUAGUUUACCCCAAUCAGGGAUUUGUAACCCAACUGAAACUUUAUAGAGAAAUGGGAUAUACUAUUAAUCCUAGAAACAUGCACUUUAAGAUUUUCAAAUUAACAGUAGCAGCUGACAGAGUAAGAAAAGUGAAAAUCUUGCCUCAAAAUUUCCUGGAUCUCAUACAACCAGAUCCGGAUUUAGUCCAAAUUCAACCUGAACCAAAAGUUUAUCGCUGCAAAAAGUGUAGGCGGAUAUUGGCUUCAGAAUCAAACUUGAUCAUUCAUCAAGAUAAAGGUGUAAACUGUACGAAGACUUAUUUCAUUGAACCCAUGGCUUGGAUGCACGUUGCGUUAGUAACAAAUGGAAAAUUACAGUGCCCAAAGUGCUCGGCUAAAUUAGGCUCCUUCAGCUGGAUUAUGGGUUGCCAGUGCCCUUGUGGUGUCCAAGUUGCACCGGCUUUCUAUUUAACUCCUUCGAAAGUAGAUUUCACUAAUGUUGUUAAAAAUGUUGAAAUGACAUUUUAACUGUAAUAAAAUAUGUGUUAAAUAUAUGUACAGGGUCUGAUGCA